CGUGGCCAAGGGGAGAUGGCAGGCAUCCAUCGCGGCUCUCAGAUUGCCGCCGGCCGCGCUCUCGCUCUGAAUCCUGCUGGGCGCGAGCAGAUCAGUUCGAGGAGUCAAUCGGUGCGGCUGGCGCACGGCGACAUGGUCCUGCCGACCAGAGAAGCGGCCUUUGCGUCCUACGGUCUUUGCCAGUGCACGGUCUCCCACAGGAAAAUCAGGGCGCUCGCCCUAGCCUUCCUCAUCCUCUCCCUAGCGUACCACAACUCCGUCGAAGCAUCCUGGUGGAUGUUAGGGUUACCAAACAGUAUCCCGGGCGCCAACGAAGUCACACCUAUCAACUACAAAGAUGUUUGCAGAACGAUGCACUUUCUCAGUGACAGACAGAAGGAAUUGUGCGUCCUUAGCGAGAACAUUCUCACGGCAGUGGGCUUGGGAGCUAAAAUGGGAAUUGAUGAGUGUCAGCACCAGUUCAGGAUGAGUCGGUGGAACUGCUCCACAAACGCAGAGUCAAAUGAAGUUUUCGGCAACGUCCUCUCAGUCAGCAGUCGAGAGAAGGCGUACAUUUACGCGGUGUCUGCGGCGGGUGUCGCUUAUUCCAUCACUAAGUCGUGCUCUCGCGGUGAGCUCAACGAAUGCAGUUGUGACAACAAAGUGCGCCAGCGGAAGCCCAAAGGCAACUGGCAAUGGGGAGGUUGCUCAGAGGAUUUCCAAUUUGGGGAGAAAUUCAGCAGAGAUUUUGUCGAUUCCAAAGAGACCGCUGACGAGGCUGAGGGACUGGUUAACCUUCACAACAACGAGGCUGGAAGAAGAUCGAUCCGGUCUCGGAUGCAGCGGGUGUGCAAGUGUCACGGCAUGUCCGGUUCGUGCAGCAUGCGAGUGUGCUGGCGCAAGCUGCCGCCGUUCCGCGUCAUCGGCGACGCGCUGCUCGCGCGCUUUGAGGGUGCGUCGCACGUCAAGCUGGUCGAGCGCAAACGCAAGCGCAUGAAGAAGCUGCGACCAGUGCAUAAGGACAUGAAGCCGCCCAACCGCACCGAGCUGGUCUUCCUCAAAGAGUCGCCCGACUAUUGCGAGCGCAAUGAAACAUUGGGCGUGAUGGGCACCCGCGGUCGUCUAUGCAACCGGACGUCGAUGGGCAUGGACGGUUGCCGGCUGCUGUGCUGCAGCCGCGGCUACCAGACCAAAAUUCGCGACGUCGAGGAGAAGUGCAAGUGUCGCUUUGUGUGGUGCUGCCGCGUCGAGUGUGACAAGUGCCGCUACAAGCGCGAGGAGUACAUCUGCAACUAGAUCAAAAUUAUCAUUUAACAGAAAUUCUUAGAAUGAAAAAGGAUUUUUCCGAAAUUUUUUGUAAUGAAUUUGAUUGGAUUUUCAGUUAAAUAUUUAUAACCAUUUUAUAAUAAAAGCUUGGGGCUUCGGAAGACCAUUUUUACUUAACUUUUGUAUAAACUCGUCCUGCCUCUGCCGUUCAUCCUUCAGUGUAGCAAAAAUUCAUGUUGUAUGUUAUAAAUCCCCCUAAAUACCAUCCGCAAAGUGUUUUUCGUGAAGUGUGUGUUUAGUUGUAAAAUCUUCUAUAUGAAAUACGCGACGUGCUUAAAAUUAAUACUUGUAAUGCUUGCUCUUGUAAAUACACAUUAAAUAGCCACUUGCUUACUUUACUCCCCACAUCUCAGGUGGAGCUGUGGAAUACAACAAAGUAAAAAGGAGCGCCUGCAUUUUCAAAAUUCUUAUAUAGUAAAAAAAUAUCCACAAGACACAAAUUACUUAAAAAGAAUCACAACGACUGAAUGCAGAGACUACGUAUUCAUCAAACUAAAAAUAUGUCACGAAGAGUAUUUGAUCUGGUCGAGUCGCUUUUGCACUUCUCUUUUACUGACGCGUGUGUUCAAAUGAAAUGCAUUUUUAUGUUUUUAACUUAUUUUUAAACGUAGACUAUCAGAAUAGAGAAGAUUGUGAUCAUUUGUAUGAUAAGAAUAUGCUAGCGGGUAGGAGGUAUUGAUUUCACAAUUUUCUUUUCAAAUAUUUAUGUACUUCCUAUUCUAUAAUUGUAUCAAAACUGAUUAAAACUCUUUAUGUCAAUGCGAUUAGGAAUAAUUAGACUUAUUAUGCAAGUGUUAUUAAUUAAAUGUGUAUCAAAAUACAGUAGUUUUGAGUUUAUGGGCACACUUAUAGCAACCAUGUGCAAAUAUUCAUGUUGUAUAAUUAGCUGAUGAAAUAAAAUACAA
Molecule: messenger RNA, 2210 nt
Organism: Neocloeon triangulifer
Lineage: Eukaryota; Metazoa; Arthropoda; Insecta; Ephemeroptera; Baetidae
Product: protein Wnt-1-like
Exons: 7
Coding region: 16-1275 (419 amino acids)
Biological process (GO): canonical Wnt signaling pathway; cell fate commitment; multicellular organism development
Cellular component (GO): extracellular region
Molecular function (GO): cytokine activity; frizzled binding
Source: RefSeq, a predicted model, not a curated record